Caenorhabditis briggsae is the source of this 696-nucleotide messenger RNA. The record is from RefSeq and is a predicted model, not a curated record. Lineage: Eukaryota; Metazoa; Nematoda; Chromadorea; Rhabditida; Rhabditidae. Bases 1 to 696 code for a protein of 231 amino acids. The transcript is spliced from 3 exons.
AUGGAACAAAUCAAUUUAUCAUUUCUCAACAACUCAUCUGAGUAUCCUAAUCAGUCGAAAACGACACCGUCAAACUGCCCGAGCAUGAUUCCAGUCUACUGUGCUUACCAGGUUUUCACAAUUUCGUUACUGGUUGUGACCGUUCUUGUUGGAUGUAAGUCUAAGGCGAAGCCAAAAGGAAAGCCAGCUGUUAAACCAGCGAGCGCCAGCAAAAAGUCAAAAAUGUCGGAGCCGAAUCCAGUCGCGUCGACUUCUUCCGUGAAGCAAGCUGAAAAGGAAGCAGAGCCAGCAAAGGAGAAGGAGAAGACGAAGCAAAGUGAAGUGAAGGAACCAGAUGCACCGAAGAAAGAGAACGAUCGGGAAGCUGAAAAUAAGAAUAAGGAGAAGGAAAAGGAGAAGCAGGAGGACACCUUCGAUGCGAUUCAACCAAAGAAGCAGGAUGCUGAUAGAAAGAAGGAGCUUGGUGACAAGAAGAAGGCCGAGAACAAGGGAGACUACAAAACUUGGAACAAAAUCAUCGAAAACAGUGAAUUCAAUAAGAGUUUGAGUGAAAACGACAAGAAAGACAAAAAGAAGAAGAAGGAGGAAGGAACGGAUGAGAAGAAAGACGAAAAAAAGGAAGAUUCAGAUGAUAAAAAGGAUGAAAAGAAGGAUGAGGAUGAUAAAAAGAAGACGGAUGAGGAAGAGAAGAAAUAA